AUGGCCCUUCAGAAUCAAACCCACGUCUCAGAAUUCUUCCUGCUGGGACUUUCAGAAGAACAGGAUCAACAAUCUCUAAUUUUUGGGCUCUUCCUGACCAUGUACCUGGUCACGGUGCUGGGGAACCUGCUUAUCAUCCUGACCGUGAUCACCGACGCCCACCUCCAUACGCCCAUGUACUUCUUUCUCACCAACCUGUCCCUGGCUGACAUCGGGUUCAGCACUACCACUGUCCCCAAGAUGUUGGCCAACAUCCACGCCAACAGUCAGACCAUCUCCUACGCGGGAUGCCUGACCCAAGUGUCCUUCUUUUUCUUUUUCGGCUGUUUGGACAGCCUGCUUCUGGCUGUCAUGGCUUAUGACCGCCUGGUGGCCAUCUGUCACCCCCUGCACUACCCAGUCAUAAUGAGUCCCCGCCUCUGUGGUCUGCUGGUCCUCUUGUCCCUUCUCAUCAGCCUUCUGGAUUCUCAGGUGCACUGCGUGAUGGUGUCACAGCUCACCUUCUGCGCCCGGGUACACAUCCCUCACUUCUUCUGUGAUGUCCCCCAGCUCAUCAAACUGGCCUGCUCUGACACAACUACCUUUAGCAUUGUCAUCUUUCUGGUGGGGACCAUUUCCGGUUUUCUCCCCAUCUCAGGAAUUGUUUUCUCUUACUCGAAAAUCGUGGCGUCUAUCUUAAGAGUCCCAUCUCCUGGCGGGAGAGUCAAGGCCUUCUCCACUUGUGGGUCUCACCUCUCUGUGGUUUGCUUGUUCUAUGGGACAGGCCUUGGGGUGUACCUCAGCUCUGCUUUCUCCUCUUCCCCGAGAAAGGACACGGUGGUCUCCGUUAUGUAUACCGUGGUGACCCCUAUGCUUAACCCUUUUAUCUACAGCCUAAGGAACAGGGACAUCAAGAAUGCUCUGUGCAGGAUGAUCGGCAAAGUGACUCAUUCUCAGUAG
Suncus etruscus (white-toothed pygmy shrew) is the source of this 939-nucleotide messenger RNA. Its product is annotated as olfactory receptor 18-like. Gene Ontology annotation, cellular component: membrane. The coding region runs from base 1 to 939 and encodes 312 amino acids. Lineage: Eukaryota; Metazoa; Chordata; Mammalia; Eulipotyphla; Soricidae. Gene Ontology annotation, molecular function: G protein-coupled receptor activity; olfactory receptor activity. The transcript has a single exon. Gene Ontology annotation, biological process: G protein-coupled receptor signaling pathway. The record is from RefSeq and is a predicted model, not a curated record.